This is a messenger RNA of Diachasmimorpha longicaudata, 6495 nucleotides long. RefSeq names its product collagen alpha-1(IV) chain. The transcript has 24 exons. NCBI's taxonomy places the organism in Eukaryota, Metazoa, Arthropoda, Insecta, Hymenoptera, Braconidae. The record is from RefSeq and is a predicted model, not a curated record. The coding region runs from base 174 to 5699 and encodes 1841 amino acids. Gene Ontology annotation, cellular component: basement membrane; collagen trimer. Gene Ontology annotation, biological process: extracellular matrix organization. Gene Ontology annotation, molecular function: extracellular matrix structural constituent conferring tensile strength.
UAGGGGGGAAAGGAGGUGGCCAAAAAGAGGAGCCAAUUGGCGGAGGCAUCUCGGAGCGCUCGUCGGUUUCAACUUGCUCGGUAAACUCGACCCGGAGCACUCCGAGAUUUCGUGCGAACUGUUAACCCGUGAGACUGGGUCGGAAAUAUUGUUGGGAAGGGCUGAGGGAGGAUAUGUGGCCUGGGGGUGGUGAUGUCACCUCCUGCGGCGGACGGAGAAUGCACCUGGUGACGCCGGUUGUCAUCACCAUCGUGGGGAUCAUUCUACUUGGCUGGCAGCUACCGGCGACCGAUGCUGUGGUGUGUCACGAUAACUACAAAUGUAACUGCAAAGGAAUAAAGGGGACUCCUGGCUUUCCUGGUAUUUCUGGUCCCCAGGGCCCCUCAGGAUCUCCCGGGGAUGACGGACCGGAAGGGCCCCUCGGCCCGAAAGGUGAAAAGGGAGCUGGGGGUGAGCUCGGUGGAACCGGCGAAAAGGGACACAGAGGAGACAAGGGAAUGAAAGGUUUCUUAGGUGACGCUGGUCUGCCGGGUCACCGUGGUACUCCUGGUGUGAGAGGUCCCGACGGAUUGGACGGAUGUAAUGGAACUGACGGACGAGCCGGUGCCCCUGGAAUUACCGGAGCCCACGGCCCUCGCGGUGCUCCGGGACCCCUUGGAGAUCCUGGACCUUCGGGAGAGCCCGGCGCGGGAGGAAUCAACUCGCAAGGGGUGAAGGGAAUUCGAGGAGAUGCAGGACGCGAUGGACCAAAGGGCUUCGACGGCCCCCCAGGAUACGUUGGAGACGUCGGUUACAUUGGUGAAACUGGUGACACCGGCUAUCCAGGUCUACCCGGUCUGCCUGGACUGACUGGCGAUCAGGGUGAUACGGUUUAUGGGGACAAGGGGCAGCCCGGUGAGCAGGGAGAUCGUGGAGAACCUGGAGCCUUCAACAAGGAAUGGAAGAAGAAAAAUGCCUCGGAACCACAGCGCGGACCACCUGGGAGGAAAGGUGUUCGGGGGGAUUAUGGCGAUCGAGGGAGGAAGGGGGAGAUGGGAGAUAAAGGACCUAUGGGACGACCUGGAUAUUUCGGUGUGAAAGGUGUGAAAGGAGAACAAGGCGACGACGGCCCUCGUGGAAAACAAGGUGUCACAGGCCCAAGUGGACCUGCAGGCGACAAGGGAGACAAGGGCGCGCCUGGAUACGCAGGAAAUCCUGGAGACGACGGCCUUGACGGUGAAUCUGGGGAAAUUGGAAAUCGCGGACCUCCUGGAAGGCAGGGGGCGCCUGGAGAGAAGGGACUGUAUAUUGCGGAACUCGACGAAAUCAUCCCCGGACCUAUCGGAAUCCAAGGAGAACUCGGACCUCCUGGAGAACCAGGACAGAAUGGGACACCGGGUCGUCCUGGAUUAGUUGGGUACAUUGGACCUCCAGGUUUGCCGGGACCACCGGGUCCGCUAGGAGUCCCGGGACCAAAGGGAACGUCCGAGAAAGGAGAACAGGGAGACGAUGGACUGCCCGGUCCCCUGGGACCUCCAGGCCCUCCAGGACAGCCCGGUCUUGUUGGACCUCUUGGUGCUAAAGGAUUCCCAGGUGUUACCAUCAUUGGACCACCCGGUAUAGAUGGAAAGCCCGGUUUCAGUGGCAUGGAUGGACCACCAGGAGAGCGUGGAGAUCCUGGAUCCGAAGGUCCCAAAGGCUUCCCCGGCAAGGGAGUGAGAAUUCGUGGGCCAGCUGGUGAACCAGGUCUUCCUGGUAUACCAGGAAUGCCAGGAGUCGAUGGUUGGCCGGGUGUACCGGGGCCCGGAGGUGCCAAAGGUGUUCGCGGAGAUGACUGUGGAGUAUGCGCUCCAGGUUUACCUGGUGCUAAAGGAGAACGCGGUGACUCGGGUCUAAAUGGAUUCCCUGGUGCCCCAGGAUAUGCUGGAUUACCAGGACCCCGAGGCUUCAAAGGAGCCUACGGCUUACCUGGUAGCAUGGGACCAAUGGGUCUUGAGGGAGAGAGUGGUAGGCCGGGUAUUGUUGGUCCUCAAGGGCCCAAAGGACAAGCAGGGCGCGUUUAUGAACCACCGGGUGGGGCUAAAGUUGCUCCACCAGGUGACGCAGGUGACAAAGGCUUUCCUGGAUUGGAGGGGCUUCGCGGACCACGUGGACGACCUGGUGAACUCGGGGACACCGGGCCCGAGGGUCCCAAAGGAGAGAAAGGUGAUUUCGGCGUACCGGGAAUCCCAGGGGCCGACGGUAGACCUGGGUGGGAUGGAUUACCUGGCGAGAAAGGAGACGACGCCGAUGUACCGAUAGAGUUUCUUCGGGGGGAUCCUGGAAUCGAUGGAAUACCUGGGAGGAAGGGUAUCCGCGGAGACAAGGGGUGGCCUGGAGAAACAGGCCAAGCUGCUUCUCAACCAACAGCUGACAUGAAGGGAAACAGGGGAACUGUCGGAGAACCUGGAGAGCCUGGUUUCGAUGGAUUCAAGGGCUUUGAAGGGCCUCAAGGAGACGAGGGAUGGCCCGGAGCACCUGGGCCCCAGGGGUCCCCUGGUAUUUCCAUCCAAGGUCCGAUGGGUCUGAAGGGAUACUCUGGCAUGCCCGGAGAUGAAGGCCCUCGGGGCAUUGCUGGUGAACCUGGACAACAAGGGCCGCAAGGACUGCUGGGACCCCCGGGGAUAAAGGGAGACCGAGGAGACAUCGGAACGAACCUGAUAUAUGGAGAGAUCGGCGAACGUGGAUUUUACGGCCAGAAAGGAGAGUAUGGCUUCGCCGGUCCCGCUGGCCCACGUGGAAGAACUGGGGUUGAGGGUCCCAAAGGUAUUAGGGGGGCCAAAGGAGCCCCUGGGUUUGAAGGAUUACCAGGACUCCAGGGUGCUAAGGGUGUCCGAGGCGACAGCGUUCAAGGACCUCGGGGCUUCCCAGGUAUCUCAGGCUUCCCCGGAGCUCCUGGAAUGCUGGGUAAUAUUGGAAUGACCGGUCCAGACGGAGUUUCCGGUUUUAAUGGGAUGAAGGGGCUGAAGGGAGAGAUUGGCUUCCAUGGACGUCGUGGGGAGGAUGGCGAUUUGGGAAUUCAAGGGUAUCCGGGUAUGGAUGGAAUUCCCGGAAGUCCUGGUAAGCAAGGAGAAGACGGUGAUGUGGGAGUUGUGGGAGAUUCUGGACAGCCAGGAUGGAUUGGAGAGGAGGGAUCACCAGGAGCUAUGGGCCAGAAAGGAGAACUGGGCGAGCCUGGCAGUCCUGGAUUCCCAGGUGUUCCAGGACCUGUGGGGCUGCCGGGAAUGGUUGGAGAUAUUGGGUAUGAUGGACCCGAUGGGGAAAGAGGUGCGAAUGCGAUCAGUGGACCUCAGGGAGACCUGGGUGAGCCCGGGUUCAUGGGGGCUAUUGGGGCACCUGGACCACCUGGCGUUGAUGGACGACCAGGAUUACCCGGGGAAAAUGGCGCGGAUUCAGUGGGGUAUAAUGGACCAAAUGGAAUCAAGGGAGACCGGGGAUGGAAUGCAUUGCCUGGAAGAACUGGGUUAAAGGGUGAAAUUGGCGACAUGGGACCGGACGGAGUCAAAGGAGAAAUUGGAGAGAGUGGAGAACAGGGAAGACCUGGUACUCCAGGAAUCAAUGGAAGACCUGGCACGAAGGGUGAGUUAGGACCAGUGGGGCCGGCCGGUCGGGACGGAGUGAAAGGACAACGCGGGCUUGAUGGAGAUCCUGGCUUUAUGGGACCACCAGGUAUGCCUGGAGACGUGGGCCUUCGGGGAAACUCUGGCCUGCCUGGGGCGCCAGGACCGAAAGGUAGUAUGGGUGAUCCUGGGUUACCUUCGUAUGCUGAGGCUGACAGGGGCGAAAUGGGAGACCAGGGAUUCUAUGGACUGAGUGGGAGGAAGGGAGAACAGGGAGACACUGGAUUGAGAGGAUACCCAGGGGCUAGGGGAAUGCGUGGGGACAUUGGCUAUCCGGGUCCCGAGGGUUUCGAGGGCCUGCCUGGACUACCAGGUCUACCCGGAGAUGUUGGAUACCCCGGACUUCCAGGCCCUCCUGGUUAUAAUCCUGAACGCGGUGAGUCAGGUCUACCAGGAUUGGAUGGCCGCCCAGGUACUUCUGGACGACCAGGGCAGAAGGGAGCUCCUGGAGAAUAUGGGCCUGAUGGACCUCAAGGUAUUGAAGGAGAACCUGGACGGAGUAUUCCGGGGCCGAAGGGUCUUCCUGGAGAUAUAGGCCCCAGAGGAUAUGACGGCCGCCCUGGUGCGCCUGGAUUGGGAGGACUCGAUGGUUUUCCGGGAGCCCCUGGCCCCAAAGGUUUUCGGGGAGAGCCGGGAUAUGCCCAGUACGGUGCCAAGGGAGACGAGGGUGACGUCGGUUUCGCAGGACCCGAUGGCAGACAUGGAUUCAAGGGCGAGAGAGGUGACUCAGGAAUUCCGGGAGGCCCAGGCUUCCCCGGUUUGAAAGGAGAACGAGGAGACACUGGAGAGUCCGGUCCGACUGGUUUGCCAGGACCUGAUGGACCCCAGGGACCCAAAGGCGACCCCGGUACCAGUCCCUAUCCAUUGUUCCCCAGGAAAGGAAUUCAGGGAGACGUCGGAUUUACAGGCUUGAUUGGAAUGCCUGGAGUUCCGGGGGCAAUGGGAAUGCCAGGAUUGGACGGUCUACCAGGGCUUAAGGGUGAGCACGGAAUGGACGGACUUCCAGGGUUCCAAGGGCCCGAUGGUGACAACGGACCGCCAGGUCCUCAAGGCCCACGUGGAGACAUUGGUUAUCAAGGACCCCCUGGGUUCCCGGGACCUCGAGGAGAAGAUGCACCACCCGGGCCGGCUCCCAGAAGCCGUGGCUUCCAUUUCGCCAGGCACUCCCAGUCGGAAAGUAUUCCUCAAUGUCCUGCGGGCACUGUCAAAAUGUGGGAUGGGUUUUCGUUACUUCAUAUUAUGGGUAAUUCACAUCCAUGGGCACAAGAUCUUGGACAAGCUGGAAGUUGUGUCCGAAGAUUCUCGGUGAUGCCUUUCCUAUUCUGCAAUCUCAAUAAUGUCUGCGAUUACGCUCAGAGGAAUGACUACAGUUACUGGUUGAGUUCGACAGAGCCAAUGCCAAUGAUGAUGACACCAAUUCCAGCACCAGAGGCUGGAAGGUACAUCUCUAGGUGCAGCGUGUGUGAAGCACCGACGAGAAUGAUUGCGGUGCACAGUCAGUCGAUGCAGAUUCCAGAGUGUCCUGGUGGAUGGACAGAAGCUUGGGUUGGGUACAGUUUCCUCAUGCAUCGCGACGCAGGUGCGGCUGGUGGUGGUCAAUCGCUAAUAUCUCCAGGCUCAUGCCUCGAGGAAUUCCGCACUCGGCCAUUCAUUGAGUGUCGUGGUCUCGGUACAUGCAACUACUUCUCCACCGCAAUCUCCUACUGGUUAGCAACAAUUCAGGAUCACGAGAUGUUCCGUAAGCCACAGCCUCAAACCCUAAAAGCCGAUCACACAUCACGAGUCAGCAGAUGUGCUGUAUGCAUACGACGUCAAAUAACUGAGGACAAUGGCAACAGGCUGCACAGCUUCAGGGCGAAUGGAUCACGUCGGAUUCCAUCGGGACCAGUUCAUCCAGAGCCAGUUCGGACUGUACCAGAGUGGGAGCGCCGUAGGCCAACGGGUGGCAGGGUCAGAGUUCCAGGUGGACGCGUACCAACGGGUUAUCGGAGACGAGGUAGGGUUCGUAGGCCUAGCUCGGCAAAUAAUUCUAGCCAAAGUCCUUUAGCCAGAGGUGGAUGAUCUGGAGGGGGAAUAUUAUAAUUUGAAAUUUUUCAAAUCGUCGAUUUGGUUUUCAAUUAAAAAAUCACAAGUGAAAAAAUGAGGGAAGGAUGCUGGGGUAAUAUGGAAACGAUUUAAAAAUUUUUUUUAGUUUUUAAAAUUUUUGGAUUUUUAAAAAAUAUGAAUAGAUAAAUGAAGUAUUUGGUAAUUAGAGGAGUAAGGGAUCAGCAUACAUUGGUUUUAUCUAUUAUAUUAAUUAUCUAUUACCGUCACUUGAUAAAGAUGCAUAAUUUGGUAUUGAAAAGAGCGCAAAAAAAUAAAUGAAACGUUUUAACGGAAAUUUUUAAGUGGAGCUUGAGCUUUUCCUCGGAAUUUUUUUCAUAAGUGAGUAGCGGAACGAUUAAUGUAUAUAAAUUAUGAUAUUUUAUCCAGUAGGUAAGUGAUAUCAAAAAUAAUAAAUCACCGUAAGUGUCUUUUGGGGACGUGCUAAUCCGUGCGCUGUGCCAUACCAAGAAUUUUUCGAUGAUUUCUUGAUUUAUGUACUGCCAAAUGAGUAGAAAAUGGAGAAAAUGAGGUGAUUAGACGAAACUGAUGAGCUGGUGAGUGGAGUUUUUGUUAUAAAAUUUUUUGUAGUGCUCAGUUUGCCCCACAAAAAAUUCUAUAACAAAAAUUUUGCUGUCGUGACUCAUCUCAUUAUGACAUUUCACUACAAAAAUGCAUUCGAUUGUUUCCCACUCGAAUUAACUCUACUAUAAUAUAAGUUUAAUAUAUCUAAUGUAUUCUAUAAAGUUUAAAUAAAGUACUUUUGUAAAAGUUA